ACCAGUCAGACAGAUCAGCUGUUGGGUUUUCUCCCAUGUUGCAAUAAUUUUUAACGUUUACACACGUAAUCGGAGAAAUUUCAUGUAUUUGAAAAAUACAGACUAUAAAAUCAAUUGAGAACGAAUCGGUGGAAGAGAAAUAUUUAACAACAGUUUUCCAAAAUGCAAGAUCCAAAUGAAGAUACCGAGUGGAAUGACAUUCUCAGAAAGAGGGGUAUUAUACCCGAAAAGCAGAAGGAACAGGAAGUUACCGAAGAUCAGAUAGUGAAUCUCUUGGAGAACACUAUAGAUGAGAAAACAGGACGUGUUGCCAACAAUUUAGAAGAGAAGACCUUGGACGAGCUAGAUGAACUGGAGGACGAAGAGGACGAACGAGUUCUCGAGGAGUACAGACGGAAAAGGAUAGCAGAAAUGAAGGAGUUAGCAAGCAAGUCCAAGUAUGGAGAAGUGCGUGAGAUAACGGCGGAGGAUUACAUUCAAGAAGUAAAUAACGCCGGGGAAGACGUCUGGGUUAUCUUGCAUCUGUAUAAAUCUGGAAUUCCACUGUGUACUUUAGUUAAUCAGCAUCUUGCCAGUUUGGCAAGAAAAUUUCCCACAACAAAGUUCUUGAAGAGCAUCUCUACCACUUGUAUAGCCAACUGGCCAGACAGCAAACUCCCCACGAUAUUAAUUUAUCACAAUGGAAAUAUGGAGAAACAAUUUGUCGGGCCGCUUGAACUCCGUGGAAUGAAAUUGACCGAAGCAGAACUGGAAUGGAUGCUGGGACAAGUGGAGGCAAUACCAACAAAAAUCAAGGAGGACCCACGACCGAAGGUCAGGGAUGUCUUGUUCUCCAGUUUGAAGAAUGGAAACGACGAUGUUAGCGACAGUAAUGAUUGGUGAUUGUUUACCUGUAUCGAAUAAUUGCAAGAUUAAUACAAGUGAACAUGUGUAAAGUUCAUCAUCAUGUUAACAAGUAAAUACAUUUUUAUUUAUUUCACAUGUUUAUUGUGACACAUAACAAGUUACAUUUACAAUUUGUAAAACAGUAUUGUUUUUGGAAUUGCUAUAUAUACCGAAUACUCUAUUCAUUUUAAUAAAAAUAUUUUAUUACCA
Molecule: messenger RNA, 1095 nt
Organism: Pseudomyrmex gracilis
Lineage: Eukaryota; Metazoa; Arthropoda; Insecta; Hymenoptera; Formicidae
Gene: viaf
Product: viral IAP-associated factor homolog
Exons: 5
Coding region: 163-882 (239 amino acids)
Biological process (GO): protein folding
Cellular component (GO): cytoplasm
Source: RefSeq, a predicted model, not a curated record